AUGGCGGACGGAGAGGCGAUGGCGGUGGAUGGGGCCGCAGCCCCGGCGCCGCAGAACGAGGGCCACACUGUAUACGUCAACAAUCUGCCGGAAAAGGUGUCUCAAGAUGACCUGAAGAAGGCGAUGCACUGCAUCUUCGGCCAGUUUGGCAAGAUCCUGGAUGUGGUGUCGCGGCGCACCUACCGCCUGCGCGGCCAGGCCUGGGUGGUGUUUGAGAAGGCAGAGGACGCCAAGAAUGCGCUGGACUGCAUGCAGGGCUUCCCCUUCUUGGACAAGCCACUGCGGAUAGCGUUGGCCAAGACCAAGUCGGAUGCGAUAUCCAAGCAGGACGGCACCUUCCGGGAGCGGCCCAAGGUGGAGCGGCAGGUCAAGAGCAAGGCGGCCGCAGAGGCGCUCCAGCAGCGCGCCAAGGCCAAGCCCGAUGCGGCGGCGGCGGCGGCGGCGGCGGCGGCGGCGGCGGGGCAGCCGCGCGGGCCCAACCACAUCCUGUUUGUGGAGAACCUGCCAGGCACUGCCAACGAGGCCAUGGUUGGCAUGCUUUUCCAGCAGUUCACGGGGUUCAAGGAGGUGCGCAUGGUGCCCGCGAAGCCGGGCAUCGCGUUUGUGGAGUACUCGGACGAGGGGCAGGCGGGGGUGGCCAUGCAGGGGCUGCAGGGCUUCAAGCUGGCGACAGACAAGCCCAUGGCCAUCUCCUUUGCCAACAGGCAGUGA
Chlorella variabilis is the source of this 711-nucleotide messenger RNA. RefSeq lists its product as hypothetical. Gene Ontology annotation, molecular function: U1 snRNA binding. Gene Ontology annotation, biological process: mRNA splicing, via spliceosome. Bases 1 to 711 code for a protein of 236 amino acids. The record is from RefSeq and is a predicted model, not a curated record. Gene Ontology annotation, cellular component: U1 snRNP. Lineage: Eukaryota; Viridiplantae; Chlorophyta; Trebouxiophyceae; Chlorellales; Chlorellaceae. The transcript has 6 exons.